This is a messenger RNA of Mus pahari (shrew mouse), 5992 nucleotides long. It is a transcript of the gene Elovl6, whose product is annotated as ELOVL fatty acid elongase 6. Gene Ontology annotation, molecular function: fatty acid elongase activity. Gene Ontology annotation, cellular component: endoplasmic reticulum; endoplasmic reticulum membrane. NCBI's taxonomy places the organism in Eukaryota, Metazoa, Chordata, Mammalia, Rodentia, Muridae. The transcript is spliced from 5 exons. The record is from RefSeq and is a predicted model, not a curated record. Gene Ontology annotation, biological process: sphingolipid biosynthetic process; fatty acid elongation, saturated fatty acid; fatty acid elongation, polyunsaturated fatty acid. Bases 143 to 946 code for a protein of 267 amino acids.
GAUGGACAAACGUGCGGGCACUAAGACCGCAAGGCAUUCAUUUCCUCCUACGGUGGAUGCGGACGCUGGGAGGAGAGCCCCUGAGCUAGGAGCUGGGAGCAGAGACGCAGAGAACACGUAGCGACUCCGAAGAUCAGCCCCAAUGAACAUGUCAGUGUUGACUCUACAAGAAUAUGAAUUCGAAAAGCAGUUCAACGAGAACGAAGCCAUCCAAUGGAUGCAGGAAAACUGGAAGAAGUCUUUCCUGUUUUCUGCGCUGUACGCUGCCUUUAUAUUUGGUGGUCGGCAUCUGAUGAACAAGCGAGCCAAGUUUGAACUGCGGAAGCCGCUCGUGCUCUGGUCGCUGACUCUUGCCGUCUUCAGUAUAUUCGGUGCUCUUCGAACUGGUGCUUACAUGCUGUACAUUUUGAUGACCAAAGGCCUGAAGCAGUCAGUUUGUGACCAGAGUUUUUACAAUGGACCUGUCAGCAAAUUCUGGGCUUAUGCAUUUGUGCUCAGCAAAGCACCCGAACUAGGUGAUACGAUAUUCAUCAUUCUGAGGAAGCAGAAGUUGAUCUUCCUGCACUGGUACCACCACAUCACUGUGCUUCUGUACUCUUGGUACUCCUACAAAGACAUGGUCGCUGGGGGUGGUUGGUUCAUGACUAUGAACUAUGGCGUGCAUGCCGUCAUGUACUCUUACUACGCCUUGCGAGCGGCGGGUUUCCGCGUCUCCCGGAAGUUUGCCAUGUUCAUCACCUUGUCCCAGAUCACUCAGAUGCUGAUGGGCUGUGUCAUCAACUACCUGGUCUUCAACUGGAUGCAGCAUGACAACGACCAGUGCUACUCCCACUUUCAGAACAUCUUCUGGUCCUCGCUCAUGUACCUCAGCUACCUUGUGCUCUUCUGCCAUUUCUUCUUUGAGGCCUAUAUCGGCAAAGUGAAGAAAGCGACGAAGGCUGAGUAGUGUCGGAACUGAGGAGGAAGACAUAGCUCAGGGUCAUCACGAAAAAAUAAUAGACAAAAGAAAAUGGCACAAGGAAUCACAUAUGGUGCAGCUAAAACAAAACAAAACAUACGUAUGAGCAGACGCUAAGCCCCAAGGCAGCUUGGGAGUGAAGAUUAGGUUGUAAGUUUAUGAUCCUUUUCCGGGUGAGGACUCACUGAGCGCAACUCCAUCUCAAAGCACUGCUGCUGAGGGGACCCCUUCCCUCUGGCCUGUCAGUUCUAGAACACACUAGAUGCAAAGACAGCCAGAGAUUGGGCAGAGAGAUUAGUGAAUGACGGCCAGCAAAACACUGCAGGAAGUGGGUGGGGGGAGGAAUCUAUUCAGAGUCUUUUUGUUGUUGUUUUGUUUUGUUUUGUUUUUCUCUAAGGAUAAAGGAGUUUCCCCCUUUCAAACUAUGUGAGUACACACACACACACACACACACACACACACACACACACACACACACACAAUCUUUUCAACAUGAAACCAGAGCUGAAAGAAAAGAUAAACAUGGGAGAGACAGGGUUUAUAUCUAGGACAGCAAUGCUUUUGCAAAAGGCUAGGCCUUUUAAAGAAAGGUUAGCUUGUAACUCCUUGACAAAAGAUGUCUUAAUUAUUUUUACUGCAACUGAAAGUUAAAAAGGUAGAUACUUUCCCCUUCUCUGCACAGCCUCAGGGCUUGUAUGUUUGCUACAACCAAACAGAGGACAAUACUUCCCCAUGAUACUUUAUUACUGGGAGAAAGAAACCCCCCUGUAGUUGAAGCACCACACUGACAACUGUUAUUUCUGCUCUUCGAUGAGAAUUCAAGCAUCUGUUGUUCAGUUGCCCCAAACUUUAGGACAGAGGAGUAAAUGCAGAAUUGAAAAAAAAAAAAAAAAAAAAAAGAAGCUCAACUGGUUGGCUUGAAAAUGGAAUCUUGUACCAUCUGUAACAGAACCCAGCCCAUCGUUCCUGGAGCUGGACAGGGAGGAAGGGCUACGGGAAGAGACUAGAGCUGAAGAUUCAUCGAGUGCACAGACAGCGUGUUCGCCUCCCUCCCUUUCGACUUCACACAUAAUCCUGGCUUUCUAAGUGAGGCCCUGUGACACAGUCUGUGCUUUCUAUAUUUUUGUGACUUUCAAAAACAGAUCUGCAGGGCUCUGCCUGAUUUGGGGUAAACACUGUGUUUCUGCAGCCUCUGCAUUUGCUCCCUUAAGCAGUGCAGAGGCAUAAGAAGUGCCCUCUGCUGGCUCAGUGAGGAGCUUCAACAAACACUUCAUUGUAGGUUGAAAUAGCUGACCACAAAGGGCCUGCGUAGAUUAAACCCUAAGUUCUAAGUGCUGUCAAACACCUGACAUAUAUUUGACCAAAUCAGAAGAAAGAACCUCUAUGCUUCAAGUAAGCGUCAUAAAUCUUUAAGGUGACUUUCACUUGAGAACUCAGAAAGUCAAUGUAUUAAGAGCCAUAUUCUGAAAGAAAGAAAAGAAAGAAAGAAAGAGAAAGAACGAAAGAAAGAGCUAGACAAUGUUAUCUGUAAUAUUUCAGUCCUCUACAAGCCAAAUAAAUGUGUCGAUGUUCCUAAUAUUUCAAAGACGCAAUUACAUAAAGUUGUUCAAUGUGAUAUAAUAGUAUUCUAAUUGGUUAAGUAGUUUAAUGAUUAGGCAAACUAGCAGAAACAAUUAGAGGCUACUACACUGCGUAGAUUUUACACACAUAGCCACGUACGCACAGAAGCGUGAGGUACAGGGAGCUGUAAAGCUCAAAUCAAUAGUAACACAAUUUUUGGCUAGCAGAAACUAUCACCUAUCUUCCUUUACUUGAGAGUGUACAGUAAAAGGGAUUUUUUUUUCAAAUUAUUUUUAUAUUAUUUUAGCUUUAAUUGUGCUGUCAUUCAUGAAACAGCUGUUCAGCCUUCUGUGAGAGAUGACAUGGGUGUUUUCGUGUGGCUUGUUUAACGUGUGGAAUUGGAAACGAAUAAAAUCUGAUUCCCUUCUGUGGGAAUGGGAUCGAGGGUGGACAAAGGUUCCAUGCAGAUCAAGUCAUAACUGAAAGACCAGGGGAGAGAGAGCCAGGCGGGGGCUGGAGUCAGCGGUGACAUUCAUGUUAACCAUUGUGUGGUGGCUGAUGGACAGGACAUGGUUGGAGGGAUGUUUUCUUACUGGGGUAGAAGUAACCCCAUCUUAACUGGAGAUGAAGGUCUAGAAGCCACUCUGUCCAGUGGAGUCUUAGGAUGUACUUGUUCUUUCGAGCUUUGUAAAUGCACAAUAGUGUACAAUAAUAAGCCUUUCCCUUGCCUUAUAGAAGAAAGUGAGCAAAAUAGUGAAAACCAAGAAGCCACCUAUCAGUUGACUUGAUUCUAAUCAAAAGGCCAGCCUGGGGCUCCUCUGGUCGUUUCCGUUUAAUUCAGAUAUUUAUCAUAGAAUACAGGUUACGAUAUGGAAAUCUCAUAAGCAUAAACUUUAAAACGACUAAGCUAUGCUCCCAAAGCACUUUAGUCUCAGUGUUCUUUGCUUCAUGCACUUGUAAAAUAACUUAGACUUCUCAUUCGCAGGAUGAGUAUAUAAUAAUUAGUUUCAAAACCAGCUAAACUGUAGCUUCAGGCAAUUCCAGUGUUCACCAUGGGAAGAAAAAGCCACAUGUUUUUUUUAAAACACAGAAUUCUGAUAUAGGCUCAGCACACAGUUUUUAACAUAUCAGCUUAGCUGCUCUGAUUAUAUCAAGAUACGAGGCUGGACCACUGGCCUAUGACACAUCUAAAACCUGCCAGAAUUGACUGCCACAUAGAUAAUACUGCUGUCAGUGAACAUUCCGGGCAAGCAAGUUUUUGUAGCUGCCCCACUAUGCUGCAAUAGAUUAUCUUUCUAUUGAAGAUUUCUCGCUGCAUUCCAAUCCCAGUGUGGUGAAAACUUAAUUCCUGGAUUGAAUGAACACAGAUCGGGGAUGUCAUAUAAACGCAGUUGCGGUCACUAGGUCUGAGCAUCAAUUCAAAUGUGUUGAGUUUGCAAUGAAAUUCUAGUGAGAAGCACUCCAUCCACACAGUAGGAGAUUUUUAUCUGGGCCUUCUAGUGUCACUUGUGAGAAAAAUAACAGCUAUCACCAUUAUUAUUAUUUAUUUAUUGUAUUUAUAUCCAAUGCCAGGCCAAAGUAUUGAUUUAAAUCAAGCAGUGCCCUUUCCCCCCUCCCAUCUUUCUAAUCCUUCUGCACUAUAGAAAGUGAGACUGGAGGGGAAAUAACAUGCAUUGCUGCAGGGGAAAGCAGGUGCAUUAGUCCUCCAGCUGUCUUUAUAAGAUGAGACCGAUUGACCCACUGUAACUCAAGCAGAAGUUUCAUGUGGGUGGGAUAUCUACAGGAGCCUAGGAAAACACUUCCAGAGAAGAUAAACAGAUUAUUUGUUGUUUUUGUUUGUUUGUUUGUUUGUUUGUUUUAUAUCUUCAUGGUAAGAUAAGCCUGUCACGGGGUUACAAAGCACCAUUACACUAAGGUAGAGUGCUCCAGAAAUCUGGCUGUCUUCUCGGGCUGCUCAUUUACCUGGGAGUGUCUGCUUACUAUCUUGUUCUGACAGGACGAGCUUUUGCUCAGGAACUGCCAGAUACAGACACCAAGUCCGCCCUGGCACACGCUGAUGACAACCUUCUCCAGGCGUACGGAAUGAAUGGGUCUUUGACUCUUGGAUUACCUCAGGGUGAAGUGAGUUCCUAGGAGAAGGGAGACCGAGUAGGCGCCACCCCCGGACUCUACCACGCUUUGAGUUGCAUUGGCAAGGAUCGGUGUCUAGACACAGUUCCUUGUGAAGUGUCAAUGCUGGAGACAGUUGCGAGAAGAUCAUGAUGACAGCCCAGAGCUUUCUAGCCUUCACAUGCAUCCUUUUCCAGUCUUUGUUUUGAUAGAUAACAGAUACUUUGCUAUCAGUUUGGGACAACAGUAGAGUCUGUGGUCAUAUGAUCUACAGCUUAAGAUUAUUCUGUCCCUGUUCUUAUAGACAGCUCCCAUUUCCUGGUGCCUGAGAUCCCCUGCCAUCAGAAAGUGAUUUGGAUGAGAAUUCACAACAUGUAUGUCACCUCUGCAUAUUGAAGUGACAUCUAAGAAAGUAAGGACGUCCUAUUUUGUCUGAACCCACCGUAGGAAGCUCUGCAUCCUAGUUGGUCAUUGGGCCACCAUUCUCUGUACUGGAUAGUGACACAAAACAGAUGUCGGUGCCUGUACAAGAAUUCUCAGUGCCUGUUGUGACAGACUGUGCUUAGAAACACGCGUGAGCCAUAAAGCAGGAACCACUGGUGAAAGGACCAGUUAUUCCCAGUAUCAGUUAAAGUCCACCUACUCCGAGUAUCAUAGAAAACCCCAAAGCCUGUUGUAUUGCCCUCAUCCCGAGAUACUUUGAAAGCUAGGAUUCUCGGAGCAUGGAUACCCACGCUUCCAUCUUCCCACAAACAUUUCCUAGAGUUGUUCUGGUGGGUGCAAAGCCUAGCGUGUUCUGGGUGGUUGGUUGAGGGAAUCUUGGAAGCUGUACUUUGAUUGCAGGUCAGAAAAAGCCAAAUCCAGAUAUUUCUGUGUCGCUCACCAGUUGUCCACGCCCACCCACAAAAAAAAUUGUAUUAUAGUCAAGUUGUCCUAGCUGAUUGGUCCCUCAGAUAAUGAUGCAACCACGUUUGCAACCCAGUUAGGACACAUUAGAAAGAGUCUGACUCACUGGCAUCUAAAUAUUAUUUACCCAAUGCUUGGUGGCACUUCUUUGUUCUCCUGGUUGAUGCAGAUCAAGGUGUUGCCUGGUGGUGCCGCCUCCUAGUGUGAAUGUGUUAAUCAGUUAAGUGUGGGUCUGACCAUGACCGGGCUGGGCUUAGCUCACUGCUCCUCGGAAAAUGACUGGCAUUCUGCUUCCUAGGCCCUAAACCCAUAUUCAGAGGGAGAAUUCACUGUCAAGCCUCACAGCGAAAUCACAGCAGUGUUGGAAUUCUUAUUUUCAAGUGCUUAUCUCACAACAUUGAAAAAUAUUUUUGGUGUAUUAAGAUUUAAAAUAAAGUCAUCAUAACUUUUGAUUUAAAA